This is a messenger RNA of Patiria miniata (bat star), 7358 nucleotides long. Its product is annotated as zinc finger protein 594-like. NCBI's taxonomy places the organism in Eukaryota, Metazoa, Echinodermata, Asteroidea, Valvatida, Asterinidae. The transcript has 3 exons. The record is from RefSeq and is a predicted model, not a curated record. The coding region runs from base 1007 to 3985 and encodes 992 amino acids.
GAGCUAGAGUUGCGCAUGCAGACCAGUAAGAGGCUUACGCCGACCAAAUCACAAUACAUGUAUUGCAUAUCACUGUGAUCAUUUCUCUCCAAAUAAGCCUAUGCCGACAGUUUUGUGGCCCUUACUUGAGCAAUGAACUAUCCAAGCUCUGAACCGAACGUUGAGCUUGUAUUUCUGAGAAACGUGGAUGAUAGAUUAGACCCAAAGGUCGCUCUAUUUUGCAAGCAGUGGAAGGAUCAUUUUCUAAAAUGGCGAUGCGAUGAUGGGCUUCAUGACUACAAAAAGGGGUGAUCCUAUCUAUGGAGGGAAAAAUCACCCAAAAAAUACGUCAGCUUAAUCCCCCAAAAUUGGUUAGAAAUUAGAAGAUGGUUAAUCACUGAAGCUUUGAUGUGAUGUAUGUCUUCAGCACCUUUUGGAAGUUGUCAGUAUAUUUCCCAAUUGUUGGAAGUGAGGGUAUUCAUCAUUGACACAGAGAGCUUAUAGCUGUGCAUUAUGGGAAAGAUCUAGAGUGCAUUCAGCACCUGCGCAUGUCGAAAGAGACUAUAGGCACCAAAUGAAUGCAGCAUAGCAGGCUCCGCCUUUCUGGCUUGGCGAAUCAAAUACGACCUCGCGUCGCGCUAGGCACGCUCGACAGCUCCGAUGCCAUUUGCAUCGUGUACUCUGUGCGCCAUUGAGAACUGAGCUGAGGGACUCAUACGGAAUCAAGCUGAGCUGGCUUUGGAUGUAUGUACAACAAGAGCGGUCGUCUGAAUGUGUGCAGCGCUAGGCGUCAGGUCUUUGUCUGUUGACCAGGGUGUGCGUGAAAUUCUCCACUUUCCUUCGGCAAAGACUCGGUUGCUUUCCACCAAUUUUACAUCUUGAUGGACACUGUCGCCCUCUUGAGAUCUUCAUAGCUGCAUACACGUGUGAGCUACAUAACUCAUCUGUCUUGAGUAAAAUAUCUACCAGUGUAUGAAGCCCUCUCAUCAAUGACAAGCCGAUUUCUGCAGUGAGACCCUCACUCAUUAUGAGUGGAGGUGAUGCUAUGCUUAGUUGUCACCUUUGUGGAUACUCGGCUACAUCUCCUGUCUAUCUCGCCCAGCACCAGAAACGCCACGGUGUAGAGUACGAAGGACCCUGGCGCACUUGUGAUCACUGUAAUUUUGCGACUAGAUCCGUGCAAGAUUUCCGGGCGCACUCUAAACAGCACCCUCGUGAACUGCCCCGGGAUUUCAGGUGCAGGGAUUGCGGACGGACCUACCAGACAUUGAAAAACUUUGAGAAGCACUGUAUUCAGGUCCACAAUAAGGAGCUAUCAAUGAUGGAAGAGGGGCGACACGUUGAAGGCAGUAGUGGUAAUGAAUCCACUGGAAAUACAUUUCAGUGCAGUGAGUGCGAAUUCACUUGCAAAAGCCAUGGCAGCAUGUGGUACCACCAAAAGAAGGUGCACCCAACCGAGGAAGACAAGCAGAAAGAGUGGCACUGUUGCCAGCUAUGUGGCCUGACGUUUGUCUAUAAGCAGAGGUACUAUGCCCACAUGGAGCAGUACCACGCUCUUUCCAUGGAUGAACCUGUAGAUGGUGAGGAGAUGCCUGUAGAUGACGGCUCCCCAUCCCAUGAAGGAGGUCAGUCCCCUUCCCCAGAGAAGCAUGAUUUGACACCGGGACAACUUAUCAUCAAGUCAGAGGCGUUAUCAGAUGGGGAACCGGAGGGGGAUUUAGAGCCAGAGGAAGGCACGUGGGUGGAUCAUGACGAUGAAAAUAUCAUGCUGUCUCACGGCGAGAUGGGAUCGGGUAGUAGACCCAGCAGUGAAGGUGAUGUCGACAUUGAGAACAGAGGCUCUGCAAAUGGCAAUGACGAAUCACCGCCGAGCCUGAGACAGAUGCUUGAGAGAGGCCCGAGCCCUGGCAGGCUUGGGGGUGGUGACGGUUCCUAUGAAGUUAGACCAGGUGGUGUUGGAUUCCCUUGCGACGACUGUGACUUUGUUGGGGCCUCUUCAAGUGGACUGUGGUACCAUCGCCGUAAAGUACAUGAGCCAAACAAAAUGGCCACUUGUCCACACUGCGAUUAUACGGCAGUGAGUAGUAGAGAUGUUCAAAAGCACUUGCGCAAACAUACCAAUGAACGGCCUUUUGAUUGUAAGUACUGUGAACGCAAUUUCAUUCAGAAAAACCAUCUGUUUAAUCACAUCAUUACAAUCCACAAGGGGGAAAAGCUUCCCACAGAAGUCUCUGAAAGUAGCGGAAGUAAUGCGAGAGUGAGUCCCUCCCAGUCACCGUCCCAAGAGAGUAACCGGCCUUUUACAUGCAAUCAGUGCGGUAGGGCCUUUGCUAGAAAAAACCUGUUGCAAUUGCACAAGAUGACACAUGGUGUGGUUCAGGACCAAAAAGAGGAGGACGUCACUGUUGAUGAGCAAGAUUUAGAGGAAAGCGCUGCUGAGGGAAUGGAACAUGAUUCAGACGUUGCCGGCCCAAGUGGUAUUCAGAAACAAGUGAAGCUUGUUGCUGAGCAAUGCCAGUGUACCAUUUGUCAGAAAUCGGGGCCCAAUAUGGUCGGGUACAAUUAUCUGAAAGAAGGCACUGCGCCCAGUGGGAAAAAAAGAUUUGAGUGCUCCUUGUGCAGAAAAAUAUUCUCGGCCCUUUGUAAGUGCUUGGGCCACAUCAAACUGCUUCAUGCAAACGCCAGUGGGAACCCCUACAAGUGCAGGAAUUGCGGGAAGUGUUUUCUGGCAGUGACCUCCCUCUGUGGUCACAUGAGAGCCCACCGCGAACGCAAGAAGUUCAGCUUUCAGUGCGGCAUCUGUGAGAAGGUGUUUCAGAUCGGGGAAGCCCUCAAAAGGCACGUGGUCGCCUUUCACAGCAAGGCUAUCUCCAAAGAGGCUCUGGCAGCCGCGGCUAAACAGAGUAACAGACUCAAGCUAAAAAUCAGAUUGCCAAAGCUUGCGGACAAACUGUUAGCGGACAAAUUAGCAGGUGGUAGAGGGAAGGGACAGCAAGAAGGCCUGCAGGAGGACAAAACCACUGGACAGUCAAUGGCAGCCAAGAAACGUGCACUGCCCAAAACAAUGACUUGUAACAAGUGUGGCCAGAGCUUUACUCAAGGUAACUCGUACGUUCGGCACAUGUGCAAGCACCUGAACAUUGUUCCCUUUGACUGUAAGAAGUGCGGGAAGCUUUUCUCUUCACAAGCUGUCCUGAAGGCCCACAUGCAGCAUCAUAACAAUGCCCAGAUGUACCAGUGCAUCAGAUGCCCAUUCAGAGCCAAAUACCUCACUCAACUCUACACGCACAUGGAGAAGCACUUCGGUAAAGGUGUGCAUGGUUGUGUGUACUGUACUACCCGGUUCACCAAGAAGUCCAACAUCAAGAAGCACAUCCUAACCAAGCAUCGGGGGAAGCGUCUGGCUUUUGAGGACUACACUGCAACUGUACAAGCCGAUGACGAAGACAUCGUCAACGAGGAAGGCGAUUCACAGGAGGAUGUUCCCAAUGAGCCAGAUGUCAUGGAUACCACCCCUCCGCCACAUCCAGUGAAUGUGUAUCCAGCACCAGCUGCAGCCAGUCCGAACAGACCUACUCCUUCUAAACAGCCGGUUGUUGGUAACAUGCGGGUGGAAAUCUCUCAGCCAGACAGCAGUCAGAUUGCAGAAGACCGUCCUCCGAGCACUCUCAGCUCGGAAGGGUCCGUUCACACCAGCGUAUCGGCCUCUCACAACCCAAGCAAGACCCCCACGCAUCAAGCCAAAGAGGGCAAAGGGCAAACUAUGCCUUCCCCGGCUUCUAAGAAAGAAAUGGCAUCUGACCAGAAGUGUGCUGAUUGCCUGUCCAAAACCUCGAGCAAUCUGAAAUGCACCCAUUGCGGUAUAAUAUUCCUGGAUAUGGUCAUGCAUACUAUUCACAUGGGCUGGCACGGUCGUAACGAUCCAUUUGAAUGCCAUACCUGUGGUCGUAACUGUGGCGAUAAGUAUGGAUUCAUUACUCAUAUCUUUAGAGAACCUCACAAUUGAUCAUGUCCAGGGGAAUAAACCUGGCUGAAAAAGAAUGCAAUGACUUAAGUAAUCAUGCACUUUCUAUGUUACAUUGUAUAUCUUUUUGUAAGUGUUGUGUCAAGUAGUGUUUUUCUUAUCCUGUUCAAUCCUUUUAACUACAUUGUAAUUAAUUUGUGACAGCUUUACUGUACUGGUGUUGAGGGUUGAAAAGUUGAUGUGAUGCAUACUGUAUUAUAGCUGUUUGUGUCUUGAACUGUAUGUUAGAUAUUAUUGAGAAUACAUGUAGACCUGAGUUUGCUUCGGAGACUAAUUCUGCUUGCGAUCGCCAUCGAAGUACUGUAAAAUAUUACAUAUAUUGUAUCAAAAAAGAAGAAAAAAACUUCUGCAUUUUCUAGCAGUAUUGCAUAUGCCAGAAGUAGAUGUUCAUUGUACGUGUUGUGAAAGACUAGAUUUUUUUAAUGGUUUGUUUCAUGUUUGCACUUGUGUUUUUUUAGUAUGUACUUUUGAUUUUAGAAUAACGUGUAUGGUUAUGUGAGCACUUGUACAGCAUAUGUGGACAUUCCCAAUGACAAUUGGUUACCAGUUAGAAAUCAAGCAAUGGUAUUGCUUUCGACUGGUUGUCCCCUGAUUUUUGUUCAGCACAAAACUUUGCUAAACAUUACAUUUGCUUAGAAAAUUCGGCAGAAAAGUAGACGAGUUGUCACAUUUUUGUAUUUCAGAUAUGUUUCAAAUCUAUAGUUGCAAAUGUUGACGUGCGUUAACAAACAUGUACAUGUACAGCAGAAUUUCAUGUAGCAAGUAGCCUGGAAAAAAACAGGGGCAGAGUUCGUGGCACUGCUUCAUGAAUAAUAGAAAUAUUUUGCAAAGUAUAGCAACACUGUUUAGCUUAUACUCUUUGGCUCGAGAAACAGAGACAGUUUUGGGAUACAUGAAGUUGAAGAUGUUAUGUCCGUGCUAUUUUUGUUUUUGUUUUUUUAAAUUGCCGAUUUUUUAGUCAAUACAAAAGUACGUCACUUUUGUAUGAGACAACAACAAAAAUAAGCCCACUUAUGUGAAACACUUCUGUGUAAAAUUUAGAAUUAUUUGUGGCCUGACAAUAAUUCAGUUCUCGCAGGGUAGACUGGUUCCCGACCCACUAUCAGAAUCGAUAAUGUAGGGAUUGGGGGCAAGGCCUUUCACAGGGCAGAUCUGCAGGGCCCUAUUUUAUGGCUACGCUCACCGUGUGCAAAAAAUUCCUGCUUACCAUGGCAUAAAACUCUGUGCUUACGGUAAGCGUAUACCGGGUUAGCAAGGAUUUUUGGCUUAUGUGCAUGCGCACAUUCCGUACCGAAGGAUUAUAUGCUUACAGUUACAAGGUUAGACAGGGUUUUUUCUGCUAGCGCUGUUAGCACAAAAUGGUGAUCGUAAGCACUGAAUUCUGUGGUUAAGCAGAGCCAUGAAAUUUGGCCCAGUUUUGCACAAAAGCAACCCAAACUGAGGGUUGGAGAAGCCCAAACUAGAAAAAAAUGUAUGUUUUCCUUUUAAAAUAAGAAACACUAGUUUAAAAAAGAUGUUAUGCAAGAAAAAUAUUUAUUGAAGAGCAUGGACAGUACAUCUUCAAAGUAUCUGUGUUUUGUGCACUGCUUACAGUCUUUUUUUAAAGAAGGACUCUGUUAGUAGAAUUUAGCGCAGAGACGUUUGGCUUAGCAACAAGGUGUUAGCAGCCUAAACUGCAUGAGUUGCAUAUUGCUUAUGGCUGGUCCAAUCCCCACCUGAUUUUUGCUUGCCACAAAAAUAUGCUCAGCUAUAUACAUGUGUAUUCUCCUAAUUUGAAGCGCCUUGAAUUUGGUCUUUAAAUACGUUGUGAAGUGUUAACUGAAAAGAAAACCUUUUAAUUGUGCACACAGGCAAACUAUUGUAGUACUUUGUUUUUAAGGUUGAGUGAAAAAUGAAAGUUUAGAAAGACUUGAGGUUUCAGAAGUUGCUCUUUUUGUAGAGUUUUGUUGUCAGGUCUUGUGAUAAGUCAAGUGUCAACUGUUAUACAGUUGACUGACAACAUAUCACUCAGCUAGUUAUAGACAUAUUUGGUUAAACCCAGUUUGGGUAUUGUGCAAACAAAUUGUUUUGAAUACAUAUACAAUGUACAUGUAUAUAUUGCAGAUGUAAUUUGAAGAAUUGUCCCCGAUAAUUUUACAUUUUUUAGUAAAACUAGAGAGUAAUUCAUUGUUUUAUUUAUUUUUUGUACAAUGUAUAUAUAUUAGGCUGGGUUGUGGUAUUUCUUUGAUUACUGGACUCUACAUGUAUAAUGCCUGGGUCAUUAAGCAUCUUAAAUGUAUCAAUGCACAUUAAUAUGUCCAUGUAAUGGAGUUUCUUUGCUGGAGACCUUGACGUGCACUAAUUUAACACAUCUUCAUAUUGCUGCGUCAAAUUUCAAUAACUGUUUUACUAAUUUGUUUAAGAUGUUUUUCUUCUAGACUAAACGACACUGUUGCUAUAUCGUGAUAUGGACUAGAUCUUGCACAGUUAUUUGGAAAUACGUGCAGCAUGUAUGCAUGGUACUCAUGUGCAGGUACAAUGUACAAUGUAUAUAGGAACAGUGUAUUUAAUCUCGAUAUUUAGAUUUCAAUUCACAGUCAGAAAUAUUUAAGAAAAAAAAAUUGAGACAUUGUUCAUAUUUAACUCACCAAUUAUUUAUUUGCAAUAAAUUUAAAUGUUGUUUAUUGUAAUAUAAAAGAGGUAAUUACGACGUAAUUGUUGGCAAUUCGCAAGAACAGGAAAGAGACCGAUCAUUAAGCCCUGCCCCAUUUGUGUUGUGACCAAUCACAGCUGUGAUUUAUGUCCCACAUAUUCGUGCGCUAAAGUUAUUAAUUGCCCACGUGCGCAGUGGGCGGGGCUUACUGGAUCGGUCAGAGCCAAUCACAAGUCGAAUGACGGGCACGUGACAAGUCACCACAAACAGGCGGUGAACAGUGACAAAGGAAUGCUACUGUCAAAGUUCAUUCGAACAACUUUUCACUUGACUUGAAACUUGGAUGACUUGUGAUUGACUUGAUAAUAACUACGUACGUGGUAAAGCAACCGUCCAUUGUUAACUGCAAAAUAACCUUGCCUGUUUUUUUUCUCGUAUUUCUCAUGUGUGUUUCAACUUUCGUUGGUUGUAUUUUGCCAUUAAGGACUCGAGUUAAAACAUGGACGAAAGGAAUAGACCCUCCAUGUGUCCAAAAAAAUAAGGAAUUCAGUUACAUUUUUUUAAAUCCUUGUUUGUCUUUCAAGCUGUGUUCGUAACUCCCGAUAUCAUCCCUCUUAUAACAAUGCAUAAAUGAAUACAUUUGUAAUUGCAAAACUUGUUGAAAAAUGGCAAACAUUCUGUUAAGAAAUAAAUCUUUAAUAGUAAGAGUUACAACCGUUAAAA